This is a messenger RNA of Microcebus murinus (gray mouse lemur), 3889 nucleotides long. RefSeq names its product vesicle amine transport 1 like (gene VAT1L). The record is from RefSeq and is a predicted model, not a curated record. Gene Ontology annotation, molecular function: oxidoreductase activity; zinc ion binding. NCBI's taxonomy places the organism in Eukaryota, Metazoa, Chordata, Mammalia, Primates, Cheirogaleidae.
UACGGCGGAGGCUGUGGACCGCGGCGCCGCGGCUCGCAGAGGCUGCAGCCAUUGCACAGCGGAGCAUCCCACAUUCAACAGGAGGAACCCGCCGGAGACGAGCCCCGAGCCCCCCGCGCCAAAGCCCCCGCAGCCCGUGCGCCCCGCGGCCCGGCGCGCCAUGGCCAAGGAAGGCGUGGAGAAGGCGGAGGAGACGGAGCAAAUGAUCGAGAAGGAGGCGAGCAAGGAGCCCGCGGAGGGCGGCGGCGGCGACGGCUCGCACCGCCUCGGGGACGCCCAGGAGAUGCGCGCCGUGGUGCUGGCCGGCUUCGGGGGGCUCAACAAGCUGCGGCUCAGCAGGAAGGCCAUGCCCGAGCCGCAGGACGGCGAGCUCAAGAUCCGCGUCAAAGCCUGUGGUUUAAACUUCAUUGACUUGAUGGUUCGACAGGGGAAUAUUGACAACCCUCCCAAGACUCCCCUGGUGCCGGGAUUUGAGUGUUCUGGGAUUGUCGAAGCUCUGGGAGACAGCGUGAAAGGAUACGAGAUCGGGGACCGUGUCAUGGCAUUUGUCAAUUACAACGCCUGGGCCGAGGUGGUCUGCACACCAGUGGAGUUUGUCUACAAGAUCCCAGAGGACAUGAGCUUCUCCGAGGCUGCCGCAUUCCCCAUGAACUUCGUCACAGCCUACAUGAUGCUCUUUGAAGUUGCCAACCUCCGGGAAGGGAUGUCUGUGCUCGUGCACUCGGCUGGUGGUGGCGUGGGCCAAGCUGUGGCUCAGUUGUGUUCCACUGUCCCCAACGUGACUGUCUUUGGAACAGCUUCUACUUUCAAGCAUGAAGCAAUCAAAGACUCCGUGACCCACCUCUUCGACAGAAAUGCAGACUAUGUGCAAGAAGUAAAAAGGAUCUCUGCUGAAGGUGUGGACAUCGUUUUAGAUUGCCUCUGCGGGGACAACACCGGGAAAGGUCUCAGUCUUCUCAAACCCCUGGGAACCUACAUUUUAUAUGGUUCAUCCAACAUGGUAACUGGAGAGACCAAGAGCUUCUUUAGCUUUGCAAAAUCAUGGUGGCAGGUGGAGAAAGUGAACCCCAUCAAGCUGUACGAAGAGAACAAAGUCAUCGCGGGCUUUUCCCUGUUAAAUCUGCUCUUCAAACAGGGCCGGGCGGGCCUCAUUCGAGGAGUGGUGGACAAACUCCUAGGGCUCUACAACCAGAAGAAGAUCAAGCCGGUGGUGGACUCCUUGUGGGCUCUGGAGGAGGUGAAGGAGGCCAUGCAGCGGAUCCACGACCGAGGGAACAUCGGCAAGUUAAUUCUGGAUGUAGAAAAGACCCCAACUCCACUGAUGGCUAAUGACAGCACAGAGACAAGUGAGGCAGGGGAAGAGGAGGAGGACCAUGAGGGAGACAGUGAGAACAAGGAGCGGAUGCCCUUCAUCCAGUAACCCAGGACCUGGGUGGGAGAAUGCCAAGGAUUGUUUGGAAGAAGAGGACCCAGCUGAGAAAACUCUUCUGUGCCCCAGUGAACAAAUGCUGUAGUCCAGUGCGUGUCGUGUUUGUCUGCUGUCAGCUGAGCUAAAAAGCUGUUGAUCACUGUUGUUUUUUGAAAUUAAGUGCCAAUCCCAUUCCAUGCAGUAUUAUGUCCCAACCCCAUCUGUUUAUUACACUCUCCCUCUCCCCUGUAUCAAAACCACCCACCUGUGGGUCCUUCUCAAACAGUUCUAGAACAGCCUAGCAGAUUAAUACAAGCCCAAAGGUACAGUGCCUGAGAAACCAGACAUAGGCAGGGACAAGUUUGGAUUGAAAGGUGUGCUCACAGGACACCGUCCUGGUCCUAGGAUUCUUCAGGCCAAUGACACUUUUUGCACCAGCCACCCAUGCCUCUGAGAAGAGCACUUGCCAGUUGGGCUGGCAGAAAGAGGGUAGGCCAGGAGAUGUUUUCAUGAGCCCAUAAGUUGAGAAAUUCUCCAAAUAGUGCUUUUUCUCUCUUUGUUAAAGAGGCAAACUACAGUCAAAAGGUUUGAGCCGCCCUCCUCUACCCAUCUGGUGUUUGACCCUUUCGUUGGUUCUUAUCCGUAAAUGCAGGGAGGCAGGUAUGGCUCUUCCAGGGUGGAAGAUGAGUCAAUGGCAUGAGUUUGAGGACCAGCCACAGAGAUUCUCCAAAACCAUGUCUCAUGAGCAGAAUCCUUCCUCCAACCAUAUUUAUUUUAACUUUAAGAAGACUUACCACAUAUGGGACUAAUCCAGAAGUCAUGACUGGGACUCGCUUGUGUUUGCACACACUUGCCAUCAGUAUUACCAAUUUUGCUAUUUUAAUUCCUGGUAGUAAGUAGCCACCCUUAUUGUAGACUCCCCCCAAGGAAGAGUUCCCCUGUAGACCGUAUUUGGUAAAAAAUCAAUGAGUAUCCUUUUUCUUGCCAAAGCAUGUUCCAACAUGUCACGAACUCUAGUGAUACAGAAGGUUGAUGUUCAGCAUCUGAUGCCAAAUGUGUAGUUCCUCCCCUCUGAUACAUAAAACCAUGGUGCAGACUCUGCAGGGCCCCUGCUCUUUGGAAAUCAGGGAUCAAGCUACUGGCUUGCACACCUUAUUCAAUUUUCAAGCUCCUAAGCUCUUAAGAACUCCACUCCCAUCCCCAUGCCAUUUGAUCGGACUUGAGAGGCGAACACAGUUACCCUUGAGGAAUAGAAAGAGUCUCAAAGUCUUUCAAAGGGAUAUCCUCAUUCAUUCCUCUUGGCCAAAAGGGUUAACUCCAUCUCUCCCAAACCAAGAUGGAAACACAAGGAGCCCAUGCCAUUAGCACUCCAACUUUUCUUGUGUUCUGGAAAAUAUCAGAGUAUUCCCAUAUUGCCCAGUUUCCCCACCAAUAAACCUUAGGGUGGACCCAGGUGGCAGGGAAGAAUGCAUUUCUGUGAUCACCUGUGUGAUUUCCAAAGUCCCUUUGUAACCAGUGUCACCCCCUGCUUUAUGUUAUUUUUCUCCUAUCCUAAGCUUGUGAUGAUGACUUAUUUAUACCGAAUAUUUAUCUGAAGGGAGUUUCUCGUCAUUGUGAAUGUACGUGUAAAAUACGGAGACAAGAAAGUGUGCUGUCAUCCGGCUAGCCAAGGGAUCAGAUUAUCUGAAAAGAGGACACCGACGUCACCUUCUCUUCCUGCCCCAGGACUCCCCAGUCUUCCAGUUCUGGGCCAUCUAGAGAGAUAAUGGGGUGUUUAUUCCCCCAUUACCUUUGCCAAGUGCCAUAUCAUUGGUUGUAUUUCUCUGUUAACCAUGCUGAAAAGGAGGUCUUCAGAAGAACCACUAUUCGAGGGACGAUUCUAGUAAGUUGGGCAGAAAUGGCAUCUUCUAGGUCUGGAGGAGCUAAGAGCCACUGGCUCCCGGGGGAGUGGGAGCGUCACUACAUCCAGAAUCCAAACAGCCUUUGUGAGGUCCAGAGGAGAAGGAUGAAAAGUCAUUCUUCCCCAAAUCUGUGUUUUUGUUUUUCUUUUUAACUAGUCAGGUGAAUCCCUUAAUCGCAAAUUAUGCCAGGUGGUUAAAGAAAACCCUUUCCUCUCCUCAGAACACGGAAUGAGAAAACUAGAGCUUGACCAAUAAGAUCAAUUUCUGCCAUCAAGCAUGGGGGGGGGUGGGGAAAAUAAAAUAUUAAAAUGAACUGUUUAAUGUACUCUCAUUUUAAGCACCUUCUUUCCCGUCUCUUGGUUGUUUUUGUUUUUGCUUUUUUUCUGAAGGAAGCGUAAAGAACAUCUCAGUUUGCCUUAAAGGAACUGUGAAGGCUUCUCUGUAAUUUAAGCUCGAUUGGAAUGAACUGAAACAUUGUCUAAUGUCUUUGUGGCUUUAGAGCUUUCGUUAUAUUGUGCCUACAAAGCGAAUUAUGUUUACAUAAAAAAUAUAAAUAAAGUAUUCAGCAUAGCAAAACCUC